This is a messenger RNA of Penicillium brasilianum, 2947 nucleotides long. The record is from the annotation of a GenBank genome assembly. NCBI's taxonomy places the organism in Eukaryota, Fungi, Ascomycota, Eurotiomycetes, Eurotiales, Aspergillaceae.
ACUCGGCCGUCCUCAUUCCUCGGUAAUCUAGAGUCGGCAUUUCUCUUAUACAUUGAGGAUCGCACAAGCUCCGUACUAAUCAUGUCUGGAUCUGCUGGAACCGUGUUCGUUUUCGGACUCUGAAACCCGCCGGCACCGCAUUCGUUGGAAAAAAUCACUGCUCCCCCAGCUUUUAGCUCCAAAAGCUCUUCACAUCUCUACUCUUUGGUCUGCUCAACCGCUACGGGGUCCUGGAUACCCCCUGCUUGCUUUUGCUUGUGCAGACAAUGUCAGCGCUCGCCUAGCUUGUCAACAUGACCUCGGACUCGACCGUACAUCGCCCGACCGAGUCUCUCAUUCUCCCCAAUAAGCGACGAUUCUUCCCUUUCCGCAUUCCUAACUUCCACACGCAACUACGCCACUAUAUCAGUACCGCCGAUCCAGAUCGCAUCUAUGUUGUAGUCGAAAGAGUCGUCUAUGCGAUCCAUAUCGCCGCACACAAGAGGGAAAGCAUAGCUGUCAUUCCGUUCGAGCCGCGAUGCUUGGCGGCUGGAUAUGGGUGGAUCGCUGUGGGGGGCCCCGAGAAUGGUGAAUGCGCCUUUAUCCGAACCGAUGAGAGAGGGCUACAAUUGCAUGGCGAGCCGUCCUCCCACCAGGCAUCGGAUGUGGACAGUGCGCUUCCGCUCGACCUGGAGCCGCCGUCCGGACUGCUAUCUCCAGACACCACGACUAGGGGGAUCGCAUCAUCGCGCCGUUCACCUCGGCGGAUGAUGCCGGAGUUCGAGCUGCACAAAUUCGGAGGCAGUAUCGUCAACUCGGUGACGAUCCAUCAUUUCCCGGGAGAUCGUGAGGGUAUCUCAGAUGAAGAUGUCAUGGUCCUCAGCAACAACGACCGCACCGUUACCGUCUACUCCUUGACCCGUGCGAAGGUGUUGAAGAUCCUCCAUCAUCCAACUUGCAUGAACUAUGCCAUCAUUUCGCCGGAUCAUACAAUCCUCGCGGCUGUCGGCGACGAGAAUCGUGCUUAUUUCUACGAUGUAACUCGUGACUGGGAAUCUGUGGUGACCGUCGAAUCAGGUGGAAAGGUCGGGGGUUGGGAGUGGGAGCUGUUGCGCUGCAUUGAAAUCGAUAUCGGGUCGCGGUCGGACGAUGCCUGCUGCUUUACAAUUACAUUUUCUCCAUCCAGUCAUCUAUGCGCGAUCGGAUCUCAGUCUGGGAUCGUUACUGUACUAGACAUGGACCGCGUUCGUGAGUUGGACAACGAGGAACCCGUGAUCAGCCAAUUCACGGCGUCCAGACCCUGUACCGAGGGCGGUGCAGUGCGAUGCAUGACUUUCUCUCCCGAGCCUUGGGAUCUUUUGGUCUGGUUGGAAGGCCAUGGCAGAGCCGGAGUUGCAGAUGUUCGCCAGUCGUUCCUGCGGAGGCAAAUUCUGUACUUGAAUGCCGAUGACCCCCAUCUGCAAGAGGUGCGUACCGUGCCUCUGGCAACCAGCUUUGACGAUGGCCUCUCAGACGAUGAGUUGGAGAUCACAUCGCGACUGGGAUUAGACGCCGAGGAUCUUGCGCACAUUCGAGAAGGGCAAGGCAUGGGACGUCUUCCGUCGCGCGAGAGCCUGCUCCAUGACUUGACAGCGCGUGAGCGAUUGAUCAUGCAAUUCCUCAACACUGCUCGCUGGAACGCAAGAGAGGAAAUGGGUCUGACCGAGCGCCCAGAACCGCCGGCGAGAGCAAGCCAUUCGCACCAUGCAGCUCAUAGCCGACAUAACAGCAACACGGAGGAGCUCGGCUAUGGAUAUAGAUACAUGUCUCCAACAACCCUAUCCGAGUCCCCUGAUACCACUCUCGACAGUCAUACAGGCCGAGCCAGUCUUACCCACCUUUCGCCCCGCAGCGGGCGCCGGAGUUCAGUGGUGCUGUCACAAAGUAGUCGGCCGCCUGAAUCGGAUUCUUCAAACCAUGAACGCCAGUCUAGCGCCACUUCCAGCUGGACCUCGAGCUCGCGUUCGGAGCUUACAUCGGAUUUGAUCAGCCGGUUCAACACUGACCCCGAUUACAUCCUCCAAGUACAAGAAAUGGAAGCCCGUAUGGCUCCUCCCCAGCCCCCAGAGCCGAUCACUCCCGCCAGCCUCGAUCCUCGACGUUCGCGACCCCCACGCUCGAGCUCUAUUCCUCGACGUGUAGACCGACCGCAAUCCGGACAGCCCGGCUCAGAAAGAAGACCUGAUCCUUCGCGACUCUCCAACUAUGAGAUUAGAGCCAAUGUUGCCGCCGAGCGAUUGCGACGCCAACGACAGAUUGCUAAUGAGAUGCACAACCGCUCGAUUGCCGAACGGGGACACAGAGAGCAACGAGCUCGUCAGCAAAUGCUAGGCUUUGAACAGACCCAUUCCCCUCGAUGGAUUCGCAAUAUUAUCAAUGAUCUUCCGGAUCGGAGCUUCAUCCAUGGUCCUGGAGCCGAAGAGCCAGAUGCCACAGCUGGAGUCGGCUGGGGCGCCGAUGGAAGAACCUUAUAUAUUGCAACCCUGGAAGGAAUCUUCGAGUUCCAACUAAACGUCCACGACCGCAAAACCUUCCCCAUUUUUUCAUACCGUUGAAUCCAGCCUCCCACUCGAUACACCCUACGCGUUGAAAGUUCUAAGAAGAAAUUGCCCAACCUUAAAAAGCUAUUCCAGAAAGUCAAUUCUCUGACUGGAAUAGUCUUAUUCCCGAUUUCCUUGUGUUUAUUUUAACCCUCUGUCUUAUCUCGGCGUUUUCUUCUUUUCUUGUUGCAUAUCCCUCUGGCGCUUGGGGGGCGUACAUUGCUACAUCGAUCGGCCGAUAUGUUUCAUACUUCCCUGCACAGAUUCUUCUUCACAGGCUGAUUCCGGUACAAAAGCUCGGCGAAGUAGGAUACUUUUAAUGCAACUUUUAUGAAAUUGAAUCUUGUUUUUAGAAAGGAUAUUGGUAUAUGUAGUAUUGACAAUGGUAU